Messenger RNA from Megalobrama amblycephala (Wuchang bream), 4310 nucleotides. It is a transcript of the gene lgi2a, whose product is annotated as leucine-rich repeat LGI family, member 2a. The record is from RefSeq and is a predicted model, not a curated record. Gene Ontology annotation, biological process: inhibitory synapse assembly. Gene Ontology annotation, molecular function: protein binding. NCBI's taxonomy places the organism in Eukaryota, Metazoa, Chordata, Actinopteri, Cypriniformes, Xenocyprididae.
UUCCGCCCCAACAUCCUGUUUUAUUAGGAAAUACAUCACCACAGAAAACUGCACUGCGAGUGAUUUCAUGGGGGCUUUGAUUGUGCUCGAAAUUUCAAGAAAAAUAGUCUUUCCAUUCACUAAAAUGGAUGAGAAAAUGUCUUUAUUUUUAUCAGAAGGAUUGCAUAUAUUUCAGGAUUCCUGAAUGAAUACUGGACAAGAACUGCAGCUAUAAAAGUAAUCAUCAUCGAGGCUGUUUAACCAGCACCCACCGUUAUUGGGCGCCAUAAUAAAUAAAUAAGUCGAGAGAGGAGCGCUGCAGCCGAACUGCUGAUGUCAGGCGCUUCAGUGCUGCAUUUCAUGCUGCAGGGUGGAUGGCGACGGCGAUCUUCUCCGGAUUCACACAUGCGAAGCCUGACAAACAACAUGCGGACUGUCGUGAUUAUAUCGGCGCUAGUAUUAUACCUGGCUCCGUUAGGGACCACGGGGAAAAAGGUUUUUAAAUGUCCGUCUGCAUGUAGCUGCUCCAAGGAGUCUAUUAUCUGCGUCGGGUCCUCGCAUGUCCCGCGAUUCAACGAUGUCAGUUCACUGAGUAUUGUGAAUGGGACCUUCUCUGAGGUCAAGGAGGCGAUGUUCUCACACAUGCCGUCCUUACAGUUACUGUUGCUGAACUCCAAUGCCCUCACUACAAUAAGGGAUGACGCAUUUUCUGGCCUUCCACACCUGGAGUACCUGUUUAUAGAAAACAACAAGAUUGAGACAACAUCAAAAUACUCUUUCAGAGGACUUAGGGAUUUAACCCAUCUGUCUUUGGCAAACAACAACAUUAAAGCUUUGCCCAGAGAGCUAUUCACUGAUCUGGACUCAUUGAUAGAGUUAGACCUGAGGGGCAAUGUUUUUGAGUGUGACUGCCGAGCGAAAUGGUUGAUGAUGUGGCUAAAGAGCACGAACGCCACUGUAUCAGACGUCCUCUGCGCCGGCCCUGAGGAGAUGAAGGGCAAACGUCUCAAUGACAUGGCGAGCUUGCAUAACGAGUGCAUCUCUACAGAUUUCAUUCCUCUCCACUCUGUGCCUACGGAGUCUUUGUCUGUGGACACGUUUUCACACAAGAACGACGUGUACGUGGCCAUCGCGGCUCCCAACGCAGAGAGCUGCAUGGUGCUCCAAUGGGACCACAUCGAGAUGAACUUCAGGAGUUAUGACAACAUCACAGGUCAGUCUAUUGUUGGCUGUAAGUCUGUGAUUAUCCAGAACCAAGUCUUUGUCAUUGUUGCUCAACUCUUUGGUGGUUCCCACAUCUAUAAGUUUGAUGAAGACCAAAGCAAGUUCACAAAGUUCCAGGACAUUGAGGUAUCAAAGAUUUCCAAGCCGAAUGACAUUGAGGCCUUUCAGAUUGGCAAUGACUGGUUCUUCAUCAUCGCUGACAGCUCUAAGGCUGGUCUGUCCACUCUUUACAAAUGGAGCGACAAGGGCUUCUACUCUUACCAGUCCCUUCAUGAAUGGUUUCGUGAUACAGAUGCAGAGUUUGUCAGUUUGGAUGGUAAGGCCCAUCUUAUCCUAGCAAGUCGUUCCCAAGUACCUGUCAUCUAUCAGUGGAGCAGGAGCACUCAGAAAUUUGCCUUGCAGGGUGAGAUCCCUAACAUGGAAGAUGUAGUUGCUGUCAAGGCCUUUUGGAUAAAGGAGGAUCUUUAUCUGGCCAUGACCCGUUACAUCGGUGAUUCCAAAGUCUUGCAUUGGACUGCUAAGGUGUUUUCUGAGGUUCAGGCCCUUCCUUCAAGAGGCUCCAUGAUCCUGCAGCCUUUUUCCUUCAAAGAAAGGUACUACCUGGCUCUGGGAAGUGACUACACCUUCUCGCAGAUCUAUCUGUGGGAUGCUGAGAAGAAGGUUUUUGAGCGUUUCAAGGAAGUCUACAUCCAGGCUCCACGUUCCUUCACCGUGGUCUCCACUGACCGGAGGGACUUCAUAUUUGCCUCAAGUUUUAAGGGCAACACACAGAUCUACGAGCAUAUCAUCAUUGAUCUGAGCCUUUGAGUGCUAUUGUGGAUACAGUUGCAAUUAAGGCACGUCUACUCAGCAGCAACCCCUCCUUCGGCAGUUGGGCAUUUUUCUGGGCAAUACAAUUAGUGGGUUUUGGGAUGAGGGAGUUCUGGUAAGCAAAUGUAAUAUGGCAUUAUCAGGUUCAUAGUAGAAUAAGUAUUACGUCAUGCAUCUGUGUAGUUUUACAUAGAUUCUGGGAAGGCCCUGACAGUUUUUGUUUUACUCCUCAGCCCUGCUGAAUCAGAGGACAUUUCUGCCGAAAGUAUGGUGCAUGGACUGCAGAAAACAGUUGCACUUGUCACCUGUAACAACCUAAAUCACUUUACAUAAUGAGUACCUUUGAGAGCCUUUCAAAUCUCUGUAUGCAACAGCUGAUAACAUGCAUGAUGUGGCUGCAACAACAUUGAAAAAAAAUACAAUUUUCAGAGCAGGCAUGCAGAUCAACUAGUGAUACAGGUGACAAAUGCAGUCCUAUUACCUUUAGAGACAUCAAAGAAUAUUUUUACCUCAUUGUUCAAUAUUGAAAUCAUAUCUCUCGUUUAGUCAAUGGAAAAAGAUGUGAUGUCAAGUAAUUUAAAAUGAUUCGCCUCAUAUUAUAUUUAUUAGGAUCUCUUCAGAUUGAAACAAAUCAACUUAAAUUUCAGUUGUGUGGUCAUUAGGCAGAAAUGUGGGUUUAUGUGGUUGGGUGUAUUGAAUUCAAGAAUGAAGCCUUUUGUGAAUGGAAAAGAUAAUCUAAAAUACAGGGAAAUCGUCAAAAGCACAAACCUUUAAAACCAUCAUACAUCUUAUAAAUACAGAAAAUGACUUAAUAUUACUCAUAAACUUCAACAAUCCAACUGACUUUUGGAGUCAAAGAUUUUUUUUUUUUUUGCUCUGUACAAUGAAUGUAAACAACUUUUUAUUUUAAAGGCGCAGUAAGCGAUUUCUGAGAAACGCUGUGUAAAGUGGAUUGGACCGAGCAUCACAACACACUUGUAGACAAUCAGCAGUAGGGGGCGUGUCCACUCAUGAUGGGGGAGGAGAGAGAGUAAGCAAGAAGGAGAUUUGAAGAAACACUGUAGAAAGAGAGAUGGCUGAGGCACAUUACAUAAGAGAAAAGGUCAGAGAAAUAUCACUGGAAAAAGAGGAGAGCUUUAGGACCCACGUUAAUAUUAGAAAAGCUUUCCAGCGCUGGAGAGACUGAAGCGGGAAGGCCUGAAGAUGGACACAGAGGUUGUGUUGUUUCUGCUCCAUACAUGAGUAACAUUGGUUUUGCUGUCAUUGUAUGUCUGGAGCCAGUGGCGGAACUAGACCGUGAGAGAAUAUCACGUAUAAUACUUGUUUGUUUUCAUUGUUUUGACCCAUGUAACAUUGUAUUCUAAUAAAUAAGCUCCCAAAAGUGUAUAUACCAGUGAAAUUUCACAAUUCUUGAUUCAAACUUAUAUACCACAGCAAAAAGUACAAGCCUAACUAAUAAACAUUUAUUAAAUGCAAUGACACAUACAACAACAGGCUGUUUUAGGCUGCUGUCACUUUAAGACCAAAUGCAAAAUAUUACAUCCAAUACAUUUACACACAUUAGAUUUCUUUCUGAACUGUUUACAAUCGGUUAAGACAUAACCAACUGUGUUUACUAUGACACUCACAAGGUGGCUAUUUUGAUAUACUUUUAUGUGUAUUUGUCCGUUCAAGCGCAAGAAGAGUAUGUGUGCGCGCUAUGGAUGACGCGCCAUAGGCCUCACACCAGACGCAUCGCGUUCAUACUCUUGUAUACUGUGUUUAUUUAUUUUUUAUUUUGUUCUUGUCAUUCUUUCGUCAGCUUCAGCUAUGAUAAAGAGACAUCCACUUGCUUUGCGUUUUUGUGCAUUUUGGGGGUGGAGCAAUGAUUGGAGGGGUGUGUUUUGAUUUCAAAUAUCAACUGCGUUCCUCAGAAAUCGCUUACUGCACCUUUAAGAACUAGUGACAUAAAUGUUGAAUGUCUGACUUAUUUUGAUAACAAAUGUGCUAAAAUAAGAACCUCUUUUCCUUACUGUUUUGCAAGCUGGGAUACAGAGAGAACAAAACCCCCAAAUUAUUGCAGCCUGCAAAAGCAUGAUAUUCAGCUAUUAAUAUUCAAUACCUUUAAGUCUUGUAAAAACUCGAUACUUAUCUCAUACUUCAUCACAUAAUGUCCUUAUUCAUAUCAGUUUUAGCUUAAUCUGAUAUGCAAAAAUAGAAUUUUAAUUUUGUAAAUCAAUUUUUUAUUCUCAUUUGUUGAAUGUUGUUAGGCAUAUAUGAUUUUGAAUACUAAUGUAAAUAAAUGGUUAUAAACACUG